This is a messenger RNA of Elaeis guineensis (African oil palm), 1153 nucleotides long. RefSeq names its product CASP-like protein 5C1. The record is from RefSeq and is a predicted model, not a curated record. Lineage: Eukaryota; Viridiplantae; Streptophyta; Magnoliopsida; Arecales; Arecaceae. Gene Ontology annotation, cellular component: membrane.
UGGACCAGGUAUCCAGUUCAUCCCGCAGCGUACCCGAAGAGAGCAGACACGUCUACAUUUUUAGAGAGAGAAAGUGAACACCAAAGUCCCCUUCCCCAUCUCCGCCUCCGUCCAUCCAAAGGCAUUAAUUAAUUCGGUUCUUUAAGUACCCUCUCUCCUCGUAUUAGUUCCCUAGUUUUAAUUCAUGGGAAGAAGAGGUGAGGAGGCAGCGGCUGGGAGGUUACGAUGAGCUCAAGCAGCGGGCAGGGGGCAAUCGGGGCCAUCGAUCACAUACGCCUGGCCUCCUAUCGUGUGCUGGCGAGCUGUGGGCCGUCCGAUGGAUGAGACGCCGGGGUCCGUGGGCACCACCGCCAGCUUGUCCCUGAGGCUGGGGCAGGCCCUCUUCUCCUCCGCCUCCCUCCUCUUUAUGUCCGUCGGCGUCGAGUUCUACAGCUACACAGCCUUCUGCUUUCUAGUCACAAUCAUGGGCUUGGUUAUUCCCUGGAGCUCCACACUGGCAAUGGUAGACAUGUAUUCUCUUUUUGCUGGAUGCCCUCUUCGCCUUCCUCGUGUCAUGGUGAUUGUAGUUGUUGGAGACUGGGUCUUAUCAGUGCUAUCACUCGCAGCAGCUUGUGCAAGUGCCAGUGUUAUAGAUCUUCUCAUCCACUUUGAUGGGCCCUACUGCCCUACCAAGUUUUGUGGCAGAUACCAGCUAUCUGCAGCAAUGGCUUUCUUAUCCUGGUUCCUAACUGCUGCCUCAUCUCUUUUCAACCUAUGGCUUGUGGCUUCGUGUGAAUGAAGAAAAGCAAGCCAAAAAGGAGAUGAAGAAACAACUCCCACCCGCAUUGCUAGCUCAGCUGUACUGUAGCUAGAAGCUAUACAUUCCUGUGGCGCGAAGAUUGGAAGUGCAAGUAGGAUAACUAAGCAAAUUGAGAGGAUCGAAACAAACCCCAAAAUCAUAAUAAUUGGUUGCAGAACAUACGCCAUGAACAACAUAAUCUUUGUACUCUGGUCAAGUAAUUGUGGUUAGAUCAACUUAUAUAAGCGAUGCUUUUAGGAUUUUUUAACCAUUAUUUAUUUAAGUUUCUGUCCUUUUUUUUCACUAAAUGAGAUAUUCUAGUUCUCUUACUAGUUAACUGAAGCAAAUAAGAGAAUUACGGAAUCUCUUGCUUUA